CCGGCAUCCAGAGGGCCCGCUUUACUCCUCCUCUUCCUCCUCCUCCUCCCGCCGCUCUGCGACGAGAGGCGUUGCCCCGGAUCUUGGUUUUGGGAAGAAGGAUCUUUGUGGGGAAGGAGGCCGGCGAAUUUGUGCUGGAGGGAAGGACGAGGGACCCGGAGAAAGGUCUCCUCAAAGACAGAAAAAUGGAAGAAUCAGUAAACCAAAUGCAACCACUGAAUGAGAAGCAGAUUGCCAAUUCUGAAGAUGGCUGUGUGUGGCAAGUCACUGAUAUGAAUCGACUCCAUCGGUUCUUAUGUUUUGGUUCUGAAAGUGGAACCUACUAUAUCAAAGAACAGAAAUUGGGCCUUGAAAAUGCUGAAGCUUUAAUUAGAUUGAUUGAAGAUGGCAGAGGAUGUGAAGUAAUACAAGAAAUAAAGUCAUUUAGUCAAGAAGGUAGAACCGCAAAGCAGGAGCCUAUGCUCUUUGCACUGGCCAUUUGUUCCCAGUGUUCUGACAUAAGCACAAAACAGGCUGCAUUUAAAGCUGUCUCUGAAGUUUGCCGCAUUCCUACACAUCUGUUUACUUUCAUCCAGUUUAAGAAAGAUCUGAAGGAAAGCAUGAAGUGUGGCAUGUGGGGUCGAGCCCUCCGAAAGGCGAUAGCAGACUGGUACAAUGAAAAAGGUGGGAUGGCCCUUGCUCUGGCAGUUACAAAAUACAAACAGAGAAAUGGCUGGUCUCACAAAGAUUUAUUAAGAUUGUCACAUCUAAAACCUUCCAGUGAAGGACUUGCUAUUGUGACCAAAUAUAUUACAAAGGGCUGGAAAGAGGUCCAUGAAUUAUAUAAAGAAAAAGCACUUUCUGUGGAGGCUGAAAAAUUAUUAAAAUAUUUGGAAGCUGUAGAGAAAGUGAAGCGCACAAAAGAUGACCUGGAAGUCAUUCAUCUAAUAGAAGAACAUAGAUUAGUUAGGGAACAUCUUCUAACAAAUCACUUAAAGUCUAAAGAGGUGUGGAAGGCUUUGUUACAAGAAAUGCCUCUUACUGCAUUAUUAAGGAAUCUAGGAAAAAUGACUGCCAAUUCGGUGCUUGAACCAGGAAAUUCCGAAGUAUCACUAGUAUGUGAAAAGUUAUGUAAUGAAAAACUGUUGAAAAAGGCUCGUAUACAUCCAUUUCAUGUUUUAAUUGCAUUAGAAACUUAUAAAUCAGGUCAUGGGCUCAGAGGAAAACUGAAGUGGCACCCUGAUGAAGAAAUCGUCAAAGCGUUGGAUGCUGCUUUUUACAAAACUUUUAAGACUAUUGAGCCAACUGGAAAACGUUUCUUGCUGGCUGUUGAUGUUAGUGCUUCUAUGAGCCAAAGAGUUUUGGGUAGUGUGCUCAGUGCCAGUACAGUUGCUGCAGCAAUGUGCAUGAUUGUCACACGAACAGAAAAAGAUUCAUACAUAGUUGCUUUUUCAGAUGAAAUGGUACCAUGUCCAGUGACUAUAGAUAUGACCUUACAACAGGUUUUAAUGUCUAUGAAUCAGAUCCCAGCAGGGGGCACUGACUGUGCGCUUCCAAUGAUAUGGGCUGAGAAGACUCACACAGCUGCUGACGUCUUCAUUGUGUUCACUGAUAAUGAGACCUUUGCUGGCCGCAUCCACCCUGCCGUGGCUCUGAGGGAGUAUCGAAGGAAAAUGGCUAUUCCAUCUAAGUUGAUUGUUUGUGGAAUGACCUCCAAUGGUUUUACCAUUGCAGAUCCAGAUGAUAGGGGCAUGCUGGAUAUGUGUGGCUUUGAUACCGGAGCUCUGGAUGUAAUUCGAAAUUUCACAUUGGAUGUGAUUUAACUAAGCACCACCAUGAUCUAAGAGGUCAGGUCCACUGACAUCAGUGAUCUUGUUAGAAAUACACAGCUACUUCCCAGCUAAUCUUAAUCCAAUGAAAGAAGAUAAGAUGGUGGUAUGUUCAUAACAAAAAAAUUUACUUUACCAAAAAAAGAAAGAAAAAUGAGAUGAACCCAAAGUUUUUCUAUCUACAACGCCAGUUCUUGGGAAAUAGCAUCAAAUACACUGUAUGUAGCUUUCUCUAUUGAAUAGAGAACUUGUUGAUAGAUAAUGAAAAAAUUGUCAGUUUUGCUUUGAUGAAUAAUCACUUGUACUUAAAAGAAGAGCUAAAAGUGUAAGUAGCUCCAUAUCAUGUCACUUGCUUUAAGAAGCGCUUAAUGUUUUCUUAAAUGUUUUCAUUGGGAAAGGACAGCUUUGAUAAUGUCCAAAUAUUCUGAAAUGCACUGGACCAUGUAACUGUGAUGGAAUAUGAAAUUUAUCUGUAAAGUUUUUUACCAAGGGGGUUAGAAAAAAAGACAUUAACUUAUAAAUGAGUUUAAAAGAUUUCUUUUAAAAAGUUUUUGAAGACUGCAGAAGUAGCUUUCUGAGUUUCUUAGAAACAGUUUUGUUUCAGAUAUUUCACUUAAACUUGUAGAAUUAUUACUACUAACCAGAAACAUGGUUACCGCUGAGAAAGGGCUAAGGUGUGUGGCUUCUGAGGAAGUCUAUUUGGUUGGCUUUUUUGUUUGUUUUGGUGUAUUUUAUUGCAGCGUUUGAAGGGCAUGACAGUUUUCUCUGAACUAUAACAGUUUAGCCACGUGCAGUCACAAAUUUUUUUCAUAUUCUUCAAAUGAAAAUAACAGUCUUCAAGCACUUAAAGCCCCCACUCAUAUGCUAAAAACAUGACAAAAUUGCAACUAUAGCCAAAUGACCUUUUUUAUUACAUUAAAAUAAUUGUUCUAAUUUUAACUUUUUUAGCCAGUCAUCAAUGAAUUUUAGAUAUUUUCUACUUGUAAACAUGGCCUCUUAUCUCUUUGUCCAUUAUUCAUUUUGUGACAAAACAUUCCUUUUUUUGAUAGUGUAGAAAAUAAUAAAACAAACUCUGCCUUUCAUAUUUGAAAGGCAACUUUUGAGUAGCACAUUACCAUUAACCAUAUGUAAGAAAUUAAUUGUUCUGUUUGUGUAUAUUAAACUUCCUUUUCAUUUUUCUAAGGUACAUUAUUUUUUUUAUGUAUCCCAUCUUUGUGGGGAGUUUAACCUAUUGAAAUGACUGUCUUUGCUCAUGAUAACAUUACGGUUGUCUAAGAUAACACUAAAUUGCAAUUUUUAUUACUAUUUAAAUAUUAAGGAUUUACUGGGGAUUUAUAAAGCCCUUCUUACAGUUACAAGGAAAGUGAAAUUAAUAAAUUACAGCCUUUUACAUGUUUGGGGGUUAGAGGUUUUCAAUUUGGGAAACAAGGGAAUCUUUAGUAUUGUUAGAAUUUAGUAGGUAUUUUCUAAUCUUUUUAUGGGCAUUUUGGGCUCUAGGAGUGAUAAGAAAUGUUCCUUAAGCUUAUUUGACAUAUUAAAGCUAACUCUGAUAUGUAGCUGUUCCUGAAUGGCAAUUAUUAGCAGUUUGUAAAUAUGAUUUUCCUAAGAAAUUUUUAGUCAGAAAAGCUACUAGCAUACCCCACCUCAAAAAAAAAAAACAAAAAAACACUUCACUUCUGAUGCCAUUCUUUAACAGUGACAAGCAUUGGAUUUAACAUAUUAGCUACUUUUGAUACAUGAAAAUAUUAUGUGCUAAUUAAAUUUAAGCUAAAAGGACCUAGUAGAAAUACAUAAUUGCUCUUAAAUUCCUUAAGUGAACCCAAGAUCAUAUUAAAUUAAAAAUUAUAAUCUUAGUAUUCUAGUAGAAACUGUAAAUGGAAUAGAGUGUAAAAUUUUAUGUCCUUCAGUUGUGAACUGUUGUACAGAGCUUUCAGACAGAUUUACUUACCAGCUAAUAUUAAAUUUAUCAAAGAAAUAAGAUUAGAUGUGACCUUUAAGUAAGUGCAAUUAAGUGAACUAAUAUAAGAUUUAACAGAGGAAAAUAAGAUCUACCACAGACGGUAAUUUUAUUUUUUAAAUCAUGGAAUUUUAGAACUGGAAAACAGCUCAGAAAACUUAAAGCUAAUUUUUAAUUUUGUAACGAACCUGAGGUCCUUUAGACUGUGGCUUUAACCACUAGACCUAGAAAUCUUUAUUUCUUCCAAUAUUCAUCUCCAUUAUUCAUUUCCCCAUUAAAUGGAAAAACAUAAACUCAUAAGAAUAGGGAAUAAAAGAAAGUUAUUCAAGACUUUUUAUCUUUUUAAAAUAGUAGGAAAUAAUGUAUAUACAUGAUUGCUUUAGAAGUAGAACAACAAAUUGUGAACAUUGUAUGAUUUUGUAUUUCAUAGUAAUCCUUAAGCACAAUCUUUUGAUUACCUGUAUUCCUAUGCAACGUAAUCCUAUAAAAAAAGUGAAACAAAAAUUUUACCACAUCAUUAAUAAAAUGUACUCAAACAAUAAACAAGUUUUAUGUUCUGAAUUGCUUUUGGGUUACUUCUACAUUAAUAUAUAAGGAAAUGUUGCUUUUUAAAACAAUUCUAAGAAAAAUAAACUAUUUCCUAGAAAAUAUGUAAAUAUCUUCAUGAUAUAGUUGUAAUUAGUGAAACAAAAACUAAUAUCUCACCCUAGUUGAAUUUUCUUGGAAAUUCUAUUAACAUUGCUUACAUUAUUAACUGUUAAUAUGGGAGAAUAUUAGCUUUGAAGAAGACUAGUGAAUGGAAUUUAGUGUUAAUCCUCUGGAACCUCUUGUUUUAUGUAACUUCAUAUAGCUAUAGACAUCCAUUAAGUAUAUGUGAUUCAGUUUUGCUGCCAUUAAAAACAUCUGAUGAUUUGAUCAAAGAAUAAUCAGUGAUUUACUAUCAAUGUAAAAGUCUAAAGUGGGAGGAAGACUUGCAAUACAAAUUAAACUUUUUAAAUGAAUAAUAUUCUAUUAGGAUAUAUAUUUUAAAAGACACAAUGUUUUAGGACAAAUAACUCAGUAGGCUUGUUUUUUAAAACCACUUUUUUGAGUGGAAAAAUUUUCACAGUGAAAGUGAAUAUUAACUAAGAAAUCUCUAUAUCCCAAGUCUUAGCUCCCCUUGGAAAACACACGCAUGCUCUAAAUGAGAUAAUAUUAACAUUUACUUACUUUUUUAAAAUAAAAGGUAAAUCUACACAAAAUAAGAUAAAAAUAACCCUUAUCAGAUAUCUUGUUUUCUGAGAUUUUGCAAAAUCUAAGUUAUUUUGGAAAUUUAAGCAGAAUAUCUGAUAAAUCUGGGCAUCUGACAAUUUAAGUGAGGAACUUUAAAAGCACAAUAGACCUUUAUUAAAAUAAUUAAAUCUUUGUGAUCUCUUGUUGAACUUGGCAGUAUUUUACCUAAAGAUAUUUUACCAACAAGUACAAAUAUCUUGGUAAGUGAUGACUUAGAAGUAGUUAACCAAAAGUGAAAAAGUUCUGGUUUUGUAUACACAAUUUUAGGGUGAUUUGUUAUACCUCCAGGGGAAAUCUCAUUUAUUAGAAGAUUACUUUUAUAUCUUAUUUUUCUUCUUAUAAUCCGUGUCUCUUAACAUUACUGCCUUCUCUUCUUCCAGUCUUAUGUUUGGCUAAUAAAUAAAGUCACUCACUUAGGUUUGGAAUGUGUGUUUUGCAGGUUGCUUUUUACCCCAUAUAGAUUUAAGAUCUCAUUUUUUCAAACUUAAAGUGGGUAGUUAAUUGAAACAAUAAUUGGGUAGAUAUAUUCUCUCCCAAAAUCAAGUUACAUUGUAUAUUAGAUGUUUGCAGAAAUUUGGGGACCUUUAAGUAUCAUUUUUCAACCUUUGCAGUUAGAGAUAUGCCUGGUAAAAGGUCAAUGCAUAUACUUUCCAAAAACAUAAUGUUUCUGUUCUUUCUUUUAAUUACAAAAGCCACUGUUCAAAAUCUUUACUCAGCUUAUAUAUAAAUGGCUUGUCACCUAAAAGACCUUGUAAAUAACAUAUUCAGUCAAUGAUUUUUUUUUAAUUGGUGAAUUUUUUACUGCUUUUUGAAAAAUUAAGAAGUUAAUCCCAUAGUAAUAUUUUCCAUGUAUAAAGGUAAUGUAGUUAGGUCUGUUUGAAUAAAAGUAUUAAAAAUUACACAUUUUCCUAGAUCCUGAAUAAUACCACCUACUGGAUACUGGUAGAAACAAAAAAAAACUAGAGCAAUUAUAUUACAAAAUUCUCUGAAAUUAAGGUGAUUUUUUUCAAUGAAAAUAAAUUUUGUAAAUAAAAAUGUGUAUAAAAGUUUUUCUAACCCUGAAGAGAUUUUUCCUCCACCCUGUAUUUAAUUCAGCAGUGCAUAUCAAUUUUAUGAAUGUGAUAUUUCAUUUUAAAAUAUUUAAAUUUCUGUACAUCUAGAAAUUAUCAGAAUCUGCUUGAAAAAAUGAAAUAAGUUAGCUACAACCUGCAGGUUAAAUGUAUAGUUGGAUUGUUAAGGUAGUAAAUGGUGAAAUCCUUGCUAUUUGUAUACCAUUGUUGUAUAUACUUAAUAGAAUAUUUUAUCACUACAACAGUGAAACUUCCAUUAAAUUACUUAUUGUGUUUGCCUUUAUUUGCAGUGUAAAUGGUUUAGAAUCCAUAUAUGGCAAAUUAAAUUUUUAAUUCUUACACAAAUAAUGAAAAAUAACCAAGAAAAAUGUUUUUGUUGCCCUGUUAUGCUGAUAAGGACUAUAUGUAAUUUGAUAUGGUGUGAUGAGACAUAACUUUUGUGAUAGAUUUGAGUUAUAUUUUCUUUAUAUGGCCAGCUUCUGACACUGCAAUUCUCCAAAGGAUGACUUGAUGAAAUAUCUUUU
Condylura cristata (star-nosed mole) is the source of this 6631-nucleotide messenger RNA. It is a transcript of the gene RO60, whose product is annotated as TROVE domain family, member 2. Lineage: Eukaryota; Metazoa; Chordata; Mammalia; Eulipotyphla; Talpidae. Gene Ontology annotation, molecular function: RNA binding. Bases 186 to 1802 code for a protein of 538 amino acids. Gene Ontology annotation, cellular component: ribonucleoprotein complex. The transcript has 9 exons. The record is from RefSeq and is a predicted model, not a curated record.